CCGGGCUGAAACGACCGGUUGUUCUCAGCCUCCCUCUCUGACCUGCUACCCCGGGCAUUGUUUUCUGUUCUCCAAGGUCGUAGGUGGCAGGCGAGGAACGCCUGGGUUCUGGCUGCUUGCCAGCUCUGUGACCUUCGGCCCUGGGGCCACUGGGCGGCCGCGCCUCCUCGACGGGAGGAGAGGACUCCUCAUUCCCCUGGCUGCUAGCCUCUACCGGAGGCUCCGCUAUGGGCUCGCGCAGUUCCCACGCUGCGCUCAUUCCCGACGUGGACCACAUUCGCAGAGAGACCGGCUUCUCACAAGCCAGCCUGCUCCGCCUCUACCACCGGUUCCAAGCCCUGGACAGGGAGGAAAAGGGCUUCUUGAGCCGCCUAGACCUCCAGCAGAUCGGGGCGCUGGCUGUGAACCCUCUGGGGGACCGCAUUAUAGACAGCUUCUUCCCCAACGGAAGUCAGAGAGUGGAUUUCGCAGGCUUUGCCAGGGUUCUGGCUCAUUUUCGACCUGUAGAUGAGGAGGAUGCAACAAUCCGAGACCCCAAGCAACCUGAACCCCUAAACAGCAGAAUGAACAAGUUGCGCUUUGCAUUUCAGCUCUAUGAUCUGGAUCGUGAUGGGAAGAUCUCCAGGAAUGAAAUGCUACAGGUUCUCCGGCUGAUGGUUGGGGUUCAGGUGACGGAUGAGCAGUUGGAGAGCAUCACAGACCGCACAGUGCAGGAAGCUGAUGAAGAUGGUGAUGGGGCAGUGUCCUUCAUGGAAUUCACCAAGUCCUUAGAGAAGAUGAACAUCGAACAAAAAAUGAGCAUCCGGAUCCUGAAGUGACCCCUAUGCCUUUGACUCAUGCAACCCUCCAUAGACUUGGGAUUUAUCCUCGGGUCCCUUGGAGGCAGGAUCCCUAUAAGAUAUAUUCUUACUUCACAACUCUAUUGAGGACUGGGAAAGGGAGUUGGAGGGGUGUGUGCUGAUCUCAUUUGGGAGCAGAUUUGUGAAUCAGCCAAUCUUUUGGUUGCAAGUGACUGAAAAUCCCGCCCAAAGUGACAUGAGUUAAAAAAGUGAAAAAAAAAUUACUUGGGCUCAUGUAAUUAGACAGCCCAGAAGUAGUUGCCUUUUGGUAAUCGGGAUCCAAGGACAAAAUUGAUGUAAUCAGGAUUGAGUUUUGUCACCUGAGUUUCUCAGCUCAGCUCAGCUGCCCUCUUGAAUUGGCUUAACUCUUUCCUUUGGUGGAACGGGCCACCAGCACACCAGAUCAUAUCGUCCUAGCCCACUAAUCGAGGGGGAAGAGACUUCUUUUUUAAGUACACCAACCAAGUAUCAUCAUCCACACAGCUGGAGUCUUUUCUCCCUCUGUAGGGGAAUGAAACAUUCUAAUUGGUCAUGCCUGUGUCAUGUAAUAAUUCUGAAGCCCCAUAUAUAAGGUUUGAAGUGUUAGGAUAGAGUGAGAGGUAUUUAUUUUAAGGAAAAUGAAGUAAUGAUAUCAGAAAAUGCACGUGUAUGUUUAUGUUGGUUUUGCUCAGGCAACACAAAUUAUGCAUCUCCUUACCACUUGGUCGAGCAAGUGGAGGGAACCUAGAAAUGUGGCCUCUGGGAUGGGUUUUUCUCUGAUUCCCUGGAAGAGUAGAAACAUGGUGGGAGGGAGGACAAUGUGCAAAUAAUAAAUCAUACAUACUUUC
Messenger RNA from Phodopus roborovskii (desert hamster), 1666 nucleotides. It is a transcript of the gene Chp2, whose product is annotated as calcineurin like EF-hand protein 2. The record is from RefSeq and is a predicted model, not a curated record. NCBI's taxonomy places the organism in Eukaryota, Metazoa, Chordata, Mammalia, Rodentia, Cricetidae. The transcript is spliced from 7 exons. The coding region runs from base 228 to 818 and encodes 196 amino acids. Gene Ontology annotation, molecular function: calcium ion binding.